UGGCCUUCCCUGGUCUCGCAGCUCCGCACCGUGUGCCGUCGCCCCGUCCCCGUGCGCCCCGGCCGGCCGAGCAGCGGGCCCUCGCGGCGGGCGCCAUGCAGCGGGCGCGCCCCGCGCUCUGGGCCGCGGUGCUGACCGCGUUGGCGCUGCUCCGCGGGCCGCCGGUGGCGCGGGCCGGCGCCGGUUCCGUGGGCACCGGCCCCGUGGUGCGCUGCGAGCCGUGCGACGCGCGUGCGCUGGCCCAGUGCGCGCCUCCGCCCACCUCGCCCCCGUGCGCCGAGCUGGUGCGCGAGCCGGGCUGCGGCUGCUGCCUGACGUGCGCGCUGCUCGAGGGCCAGCCGUGCGGCGUCUACACCGAGCGCUGCGGCUCCGGCCUCCUGUGCCGGCCGCAGCCUGGCGAAGUGCGUCCGCUGCAGGCGCUGCUGCAAGGCCGCGGGUCCUGCGUGAACGCCAGCGCCGCCGGCCGCCUGCGAGCCUACCUGCUGCCGGCGCCGUCCGCGCCAGGGAACACCAGUGAGUCAGAGGAGGAGCAUGGCACGGGGGCCGUGGAGGGCCAGACCAUGCCCAGCACGCACCGGGUGCCCGACUCCAAGUUCCACCCCCUGCACGGCAAGAUGGACGCCAUCAAGAAGGGCCAGGCCAAGGACAGCCAGCGCUACAAGGUCGACUACGAGUCACAGAGCACGGACACCCAGAACUUCUCCUCCGAGUCCAAGCGGGAGAUGGAAUACGGCCCCUGCCGGCGUGAGAUGGAGGACACCUUGAACCACCUCAAGUUCCUCAACGUGCUGAGCCCCCGCGGCGUGCACAUCCCCAACUGUGACAAGAAGGGCUUCUACAAGAAGAAGCAGUGCCGCCCCUCCAAGGGCAGAAAGCGGGGCUUCUGCUGGUGCGUGGACAAGUACGGGCAGCCCCUCCCGGGCUACAACACCAAGGGCAAGGACGAGGUGCACUGUCUGGGCCUGCAGAGCCAGUAGCCGCCACGCAGCCACUUCUCCUGGAGCUCCAAUCCGCCUUACUUUGCACAAGAGACUGCCAGGGCCACGGCCUCCGCUCGGAUCUCUCUGUGGUGAACUGAUUUUCCUCAAACCAAAGUUCAAAAGUUCUGGAAGCACCUGUGGUUCCGGAGAUGCCCACCAGGGCACCUCCCCGCCCCAGAGCCCCACACCCCGCCGGUCCCCUCCCCACGGAGCCCGCCCCACUGUGCGCUUCCCUCCGCCCCGAAGGCCCCGACCGCUGUGCUGCCCGGCACAGAGCACACUUCAUACCACCCUCCACGAUCCCGAUCCGUAGGGAGCCCCUGAACCCCAGUCAUCUGGAGACCCCUGGGGGGCCGCCGAGCUCCCAGUGGGAGAGGUCAGAUGUAGUCUGACUGUUCAAACAGAAACGACCCCCCGGGAAUUCACCGGGCAGCUCCGGGGGCCGCGGGCGGGAGGGGCAGGUGGCAGCCAGCGCCAGCCUCCCUGUCCAGGUGCCCCCGUGACGACGCCAUUCUUCAGAUGCCUGUAGAGAACAGCCUUUGCCACGCACCGGCUCCUGGGACAGGUCUGUGUCUGAGGAUCAGCUCCGGGAAGAGCAAGACGCCUGCGUCCCCAUCACUCACCUAUCUAACCGGGCCGGAGGGGUGGCUCACCGGCGGCUGGGCAGCGGGGGCCGCUCUCGCCCUUUUCUUUGUAAUUCACACAUGUAAGCAGAGAAGCCACGCUCCUGAUUCACUGUUCACAUUGUAUGCAACGUAGCCCGAGUAUAACCGGAUCUGUGCUAGCCAUUCCUAGGUGAGACGCUGGAGAAGCUGCGUGCCCGGCCGGCUCUCCCGGCACCCUGCCUGCCUGCUGGCUUCUCUUUAUUUUUUUAAUUAAGUUUUCGGGGGAAAAAGUAUUUUUGAAAAGUUCAUCUUGCAGUGUAUUUAUAAAUAGUAAAUAAAGUUUUUACCAUUACAACCGAA
Messenger RNA from Lepus europaeus (European hare), 1945 nucleotides. It is a transcript of the gene IGFBP3, whose product is annotated as insulin like growth factor binding protein 3. Gene Ontology annotation, molecular function: insulin-like growth factor II binding; fibronectin binding; insulin-like growth factor I binding. Lineage: Eukaryota; Metazoa; Chordata; Mammalia; Lagomorpha; Leporidae. Gene Ontology annotation, cellular component: extracellular region. The record is from RefSeq and is a predicted model, not a curated record. The transcript has 5 exons. The coding region runs from base 96 to 977 and encodes 293 amino acids. Gene Ontology annotation, biological process: regulation of insulin-like growth factor receptor signaling pathway.